Messenger RNA from Lachancea dasiensis, 1665 nucleotides. NCBI's taxonomy places the organism in Eukaryota, Fungi, Ascomycota, Saccharomycetes, Saccharomycetales, Saccharomycetaceae. The record is from the annotation of a GenBank genome assembly.
AUGUCCUUGUACAUCAACGAAUUGAGCGGGGUGGAUAGUACUUCUGCCUCGGGGUCGGAACAACAACCUUACAAGACCGCUGCCUAUGCUUUGUUCGAAUCCCGUGGUGCUGGCAAAGAACCUAAGCUUUUAGUCUAUAAACAAGACGCAGAAAAAGGUGACGGAUACGUUGAAAUAUCUGCAAGCGCCUUGAAAAAGGCCCGCAAAGGGUGCGAGGGGCUAGUUAAAAAGCUGGCUAAGCAGGCCGAGCAGGAUAAGAAGCAACAAGAGCAGAAAGAGAGAGACGCCGCUAAGAAAUUGGAGGCCUUGCACAUCACUAUUCAACAGGAUCCGUCUCUACCAGAAGCUAAGAAAACCAAAAUAUCGAAGAGUUACAGCGCCGUUGACGAAAGAGUCAAGGUUUCGGGCUGGAUCCACAGGCUGCGGUCCAGCAAGAACCAUGUAUUUAUCGUACUGCGGGAUGGUACAGGCUAUCUGCAAGCAGUCCUCACCGGUGACCUAGCUCUCGCCUACCAGACAACCACGUUGACGAUAGAAUCUACUGUCACGUUAUUUGGUAAAAUCUGCAAGCUGCCUGACGGAAAGACUGCUUCCGGUGGUGUAGAGUUGCUAGUCGAUUAUUAUGAAAUCGUGUCAUUGGCUCCCUCUGGGGAAGAUGCUUAUACCAACAAGGUAGCGGAAGGUGCUGACCCAUCUCUCUUGCUAGAUCAGCGUCACCUCGCUCUCAGAGGCGAGACACUGUCCGCUGUGAUGAAGGUUCGUGCAUCUUUGCUGCGUUCCAUUCGCCGUUUUUAUGAUGAGGAAAGCAUCACCGAGGUCACUCCUCCAUGCAUGGUGCAAACUCAAGUUGAAGGUGGCUCUACCCUAUUCAAGCUGGACUACUACGGCGAGGAAGCCUUCUUGACACAAUCUUCUCAACUGUACUUAGAAACCUGUCUGGCCAGUUUAGGAGAUGUUUACUGUAUUCAAGAGUCUUUCAGAGCAGAAAAGUCUCAUACCAGAAGACACUUAUCUGAAUAUACUCAUAUCGAAGCGGAGCUAUGCUUCCUAGAUUUCGACGAAAUGCUUGUUCACAUCGAAAAGCUAAUUUCUAGGGUCGUCCAAUACGUCUUGGAAGACCCAAUCGCCGGUCCGUUGGUCAAGCAAUUGAACCCCGGCUUCCAAGCUCCUACUUUGCCAUUCAUGAGACUUGAUUACAAAGACGCAAUCACCUGGUUGAACGAGCACGGCAUUGAAAACGAGGAUGGAGAACAGUUCAAGUUCGGCGACGACAUUGCUGAGGCAGCUGAAAGAAAGAUGACAGAUACGAUUGGAGUGCCUAUAUUUUUGACUAGAUUCCCUGUUGAGAUUAAAUCAUUCUACAUGAAGCGUUGCCCCGAUGCUCCACACGUGACCGAGUCUGUCGAUGUUCUAAUGCCAAACGUUGGUGAAAUCACAGGUGGCUCAAUGAGAAUUGAAACAACCGAAGAAUUGGAAGCUGGUUUCGCUCGUGAGGGUAUUGCCACUGACCCAUACUACUGGUUCAUCGAUCAGAGGAAGUACGGUACCUGUCCUCAUGGUGGUUAUGGUAUCGGUACUGAACGUAUUCUUGCCUGGCUGUGCGACAGAUUUACCGUCAGAGACUGCUCCCUGUACCCUCGUUUCACAGGCAGGUGUAAACCGUAA